This is a messenger RNA of Cottoperca gobio, 4293 nucleotides long. RefSeq names its product aminoadipate-semialdehyde dehydrogenase (gene aasdh). Lineage: Eukaryota; Metazoa; Chordata; Actinopteri; Perciformes; Bovichtidae. Gene Ontology annotation, molecular function: protein binding. The record is from RefSeq and is a predicted model, not a curated record. Gene Ontology annotation, biological process: amino acid activation for nonribosomal peptide biosynthetic process. Bases 118 to 3468 code for a protein of 1116 amino acids. The transcript has 15 exons.
CAGGCGCUUUUCGGUUCAAAAUACUUUCUUCACAAAAUAGAGACCGAUGAUUGGACAGGGUGGCCUUCACUGUUGCUAGAGAAUGAGCGGGUGUUCCCUGAACGUCUCAUCAUCAGUAUGGCUGCUCGGACGCUGCAGGAGCUUGUCGCCGCCGCCGCCUCUCUGCACGCCGACAGAGCAGCUGUGAAAUAUGACAGCGGCUCGGUGUCUGGGAGCCCCCCAGUGUCCCUGCUACUGUACAGAGAUCUGGUUAAACUGGCAGCUGAACUGUCUCAUAUUCUACGAAAGAUCUGCUCUCCUAAUAACGGAGUGAUUGGGAUGUAUUGUUGUGAUGAUUUGUUUACACCUGUCUGGAUUCUGGGGAUCCUGCAGUCUCCUGCUGCCUAUGUCCCACUGGACCCGGAAGCUCCAGGACUUCUCUCUGCCAGAGUCAUGACCCAGUGCUGCCUCAAGUACUGUGCUGUGAAGACCGACAUGCUGCAGAGAUUCCAGUCCGCUCUCGACAUGCACAUAUCUGUGGAGGUUUGUGUGGUGCUGCCCAAGUUCAAACUAACCCUGAUACAAAUCAAUCUACUGCCAGUCGCUGAGCACCAACGAGGACCAGAACAAACCGGAGCUCAGAUAGCGGACGGCGCUGGUCUCUGUUGUGAUCCAGCUGCAGGGUUAAAGGAGGCUGGCCACAGAGACUUGGCGUAUGUGCUUCACACAUCUGGAACGACUGGCCUGCCGAAGAUCGUGAGGGUGCCGCACAAGUGUAUACUCCCCAAUAUACUACAUCUGAGAUCUUUGUUUCAGAUGAGUGCAGAUGAUGUGGUUUUCCUCGCCUCGCCCUUAACCUUCGACCCUUCUGUGGUAGAUAUUUUCCUCGCCUUAUCGUCCGGGGCCCAGCUCCUCAUUAGCCCGACUUUGAUUAAGAAAAUGCCCGGUCGACUGGCUCGGCUGCUGUUCGAGGAUCACAAGACGACUGUCCUACAGGUCACACCGACGCUGCUCGGCCGCUUCGGGCGCCGUAUCCUAAAACAGGAAGUGUUGUCGUCUGGCUCCUCAUUGCGGCUGUUGGCUCUGGGCGGAGAGGCCUGCCCCUCGCCUGCUCUGCUGAGGAGCUGGAGGCACGAGGACAACAAAACCCACAUCUACAAUAUCUACGGCAUCACUGAGGUGUCCUGCUGGGCCUGCUCUUACAAAAUACCAGAGUCUCACCUGCAGUCUAGCAACCUCGGGCCACCCUUUGUGCCUCUUGGGACUCCUCUGAUGGACACAAUGAUGGAAGUAAGAGAUGAACAUGGGCACAUUGUCACCGAGGGGGAAGGACAAGUGUUCAUAGGUGGAGACGACAGAGUGUGUCUCCUGGAUGAUGAGGAGACUGUCGUCGCCGGGACGAUGAGAGCCACUGGAGACUGGGUGAAUGUUAAAGACACACAGAUGUACUACCUAGGACGGAGAGACCGGCUGAUUAAACGCCACGGAAAACGGGUGAACUUGGACAGCUUGCAGCAACUCACAUCGAGUCUGCCUCAGGUGGAGGCCUGUGCCGUGUGUCUGUACGAAGCCUCUCGACUACUCGCAUUUGUCGUGGCGUCGACAUCUGGAGACCAAAAAGCAGCUUCUCCUCUCACAUCUGCGCAGAAGCAUGCAGAACAAACACCCUCGUCCGAGCAGCGGGAAGACCUCCCCCCUCCUGUAAAACACCGUCAGGGGGAGACGGGCGGCACAGAUGGAGAUCUGAGCAGACUCAUCCUGAACCAGCUGUCUCUGCUGCUGCCGUCUCACAGCGUUCCCGACACGCUGCUGCUGGUGCCAGCCUUGUGCCUGACUCCUCAUGGCAAAGUAGACAUGGAGGCACUUGUGAAAAUAUACCAAAGACAGAGACGGUGUUUGGAUUCUUCAUGGGGAGACGUCACCAAGCUAAAGCAAACUCUGCAGUCCUUGUGGCAGGAAACUCUCGGUCUUCCUGAAGAUGCGACUAUCGACGAGAAAUCUAGCUUCCUGAUGAGUGGAGGAGACUCUCUGAAGGCGCUUCGUCUCUGUGAAGACAUCCUCACUGCUGUCGGCGCGACCUCACCGGAGCUUUUGGAGGUUGUUCUUGACGGGACCUUCUCUGACGUACUGCGCCAUGUUGGGAGAGUAACACUGAUGCCGCCACUUGAGAACAGUCAGUCAUCUUCAUCUGAGGCCAAGAAGCGACACGCUGACGCUCCCUCUGUGGUUGUAGCGAAGAGAGAACGCACAGAGUCUGCAGCAUCAGAGAGGCUACAGGGGGAGACAUGGGCUGUUAAAGUUAUAAGACGAGCAGGUGAGGUGAUAGAAAUGCAAAUCAGAACUCCAGAGUUAAAUGAAAAGUCUCAGGCGGAGGCUCCCGGAGAAAAGGAUUCAAGUAGGAAAGGCAGAGGUGAUGUUCUGGGCCUCAGUCUGAGCUGGUCCUCAGACACAGGCAGAUGUGUGGACGCCUCCCCGGUGCUUCUAGUACAACCCACAACAGACCCAAGGUCAGACGAGGGUAAAACGACAGUGUUCAUAGGCUCCCACUCUCACAGGAUCCAGGCUUUAGACCUGACCGCCGGGAGCCUUCUGUGGGAGCGGGUUCUCGGGGACAGAAUCGAAUCCUCGGCUGCAGUGUCUCACUGCGGGAGCCUCGUGGUUAUAGGUUGCUACGAUGGCGGUGUGUAUUUCCUGUGCGCUGUGUCUGGAAAGACACGGUGGAUGUUUAAGACAGGAGAUGCAGUGAAGAGCUGUCCUGCUGUGGAUCCCCUCACAGGUCUGGUGAUGGUGGGCUCACAUGAUGGCCAUGUUUACGCCCUGGACCCAAAGGUCCAGCAGUGUGUUUGGAGGCGUCACUGUAGGGGUGGAGCUGUGUUUUCCUCCCCGUACCUCCACACCUCAGUCAGACAGCUGUACGUGGCUUCACUGGGCGGGAACCUCCUCUGUCUUAACCCUGACAGUGGAGAGGUCCUGUGGUCGUACUGUAGAGACGUCCCGUUCUUCUCAUCUCCAAACGCCUCCUCUGGUCACGUGGUUAUCGGCUCGGUGGAUGGAAACAUCUGCUGCUUCAGCAACACGGGGACACUGGUUUGGCAGUUUUUAACAAAAGCACCCAUCUUCUCCUCUCCGUGUGUCACACCAGACCAGCAGAGGGUUCUGUGUGGCUCACAUGACGGUUGCCUUUACUGUUUGAACUGUGGCGACGGCUCUUUAGUUUGGACUUUCCAGACCACAGGGAAAGUGUACUCCAGUCCAUGCGUGUUCGAUGGCUCCGUCAUGGGCAGGAGGGGUAUUCUGGUGGCUCUGGCCUCGACAGACGGCACAGUGUGGAUCCUGGAUGGACAAGAUGGACAAAUGCUGGCCUCGUUCACUCUGCCCGGGGAGCUGUUUUCAUCCCCAGUGGUGUAUAAACGCUCCCUUGUAGUCGGGUGCCGCAAUGACUAUGUGUAUUGUUUAAAGCUGACUGUCAAAGAAGAAGCACAGCACUGAUUUUAUAAUAAACACUGAUGGCUUUUUAUAUCUGUCAGAGCGGCGGAGAGGGUGUUUUGGGAAAUAGACUUUAAUUAAAAGUUCAGGGGAAAUAAUGAGUCUUUCAGUUCAGACAUCAGUAUUUAAUUUACAUUAUUCAUAACAUUUUGUGUCUCUUUAAGAAUUUUCUCAUGAAUAUCUCUAAGUGGGACAAAAAAGUGCAAAUAAUACCAAACAUUUUUCUUGUUACACAUAACACUGCGUACACUACACUGUUGUGCACGACCAACGUUAGAAACAAAAUGACAAAGUGGCUCUUUCUGACCGAAGCUCUGGUGACGCCUUUGACUUCCAUACAGCACAUACAGAUCAAUAAGUGAGUGGCAGGAAAUGAGAAUGCUGGAGGUUUUUUCUUCUUCUUUCUUUCAUAUGAGGAAAUGCUUACAUUAUCAUGUAAGAUCGUAUCACAUUUACAAACACAAGAGUGUUACGGGAGGACAGCUACAAGAAUUGUAUGUUACAGCAAGCAGGUGUUGUGUCUGUUUCCAUUAGCAAAGCAAAUAAAUCCAAAUCACGUCAUCACACAGCUGUGAGGAGGAGAAUGUGCAGUUCACUGUAAAUGCCCAGUAACACUUGUGGUCUUCAGUGCUGUGUUUAGGUGCACCCACCGUGUGAUAAUGACAGAUUUUAGGUUACUUUAUAAUGGCAAAAUUGUACAAUAGCCUCUUUGACAGCUAUCACAGUCAUCACGGACACAGUGAGAAUUGUUAUGCUAAGGUUGUAUGAGUUUAAAAAAAAAAAAGACAUAAAGGCUUCUUUUGUACAUGACAAGGCUCAGAGAGGAGA